AUGGGUUAUUUGAAUGGGGAUUUGUCCGUCGAUUCGGCUUUUGUGUUUUUACUUGGUCUGGGGUUGCUUGUCAGCUUUGCUUCUUGUGUCUGUUUAUACCUGUCAUAUUGGUACGUUAUGCUUAUAGCUCGGCAUGAGGGCAGUUUUCUCCAGGCUAGAUCCCCGGAUAGUUCGGUAGACGACAUCAAUGGCGUUUCGGGGGGCUCCAGUGAGCCCGACAGCCUCUCACCUGAGAAGCAAGCCAUUAUCGGGGCCGUUGUAGGAGGGGUCGCUGUCAUUGUCAUCACAGCAGGAAUCCUCUUCUUCCUCAUUAAAAAGCACAGAUGGGAUCAAAUCCGACAGCGCGAAAAAGCCCUGCUGGCGCUUCACGCUCCUCCGCCAGCAUACGAUAGCAGCGAUGCAAGCAAUAGCUCGAGGUCCUCAAGAAAACCCUCUCCUUCUCCUCUCCUUCCUCCUGUUCCCAUUCGUACUCCUGCACGCCCAGCAACCGUAUCCAUCCCCUCCUCGUAUCAAUGUCAAGUCAGCAGAGACAUAGAAGAGCAACCACCAGCGUACGACACCCUGUCGAUGCCAGUAUACGAUCCAUCGAGAUAUCAACAGCAGCAGCAACAGUUCCGCCCCACAUCGACUCUGACGGUAAACAACGGUUACCUGCACUAUUUGACCGGCGACACCAUGUACGGCCAGAGGUCUUCCCAACUAUCAGUGCCGUUUCAGGGUCAUCGGCAUACCAUUCAAAGUAUGCCAAGGUCGCAUAUCGGGGGUCAAGGGUCAGGAACUGGACUGCGAGAGUCGAAUCUUUCGUCUGUUCCGCAGCAUGGUAACAAUGGGACGAGGCCUCCUCGAAAGCCAAAGCCGGUGCUAUCGAGGUUGAUAACGAAUUUCGGGUAA
Molecule: messenger RNA, 891 nt
Organism: Aspergillus chevalieri
Lineage: Eukaryota; Fungi; Ascomycota; Eurotiomycetes; Eurotiales; Aspergillaceae
Exons: 2
Coding region: 1-891 (296 amino acids)
Source: RefSeq, a predicted model, not a curated record